Ahaetulla prasina is the source of this 963-nucleotide messenger RNA. RefSeq names its product vomeronasal type-2 receptor 1-like. The transcript is spliced from 4 exons. Lineage: Eukaryota; Metazoa; Chordata; Lepidosauria; Squamata; Colubridae. The record is from RefSeq and is a predicted model, not a curated record. The coding region runs from base 1 to 963 and encodes 320 amino acids. Gene Ontology annotation, molecular function: G protein-coupled receptor activity. Gene Ontology annotation, biological process: G protein-coupled receptor signaling pathway. Gene Ontology annotation, cellular component: membrane.
AUGGGUAGGAAUAAUUAUGGUAUUAAUACAGCGCUACAAUUAAUAUUCAACAUUCAAGUGGUCAACAAGAAUUCCCGGCUCCUGCACAACCUCACACUGGGCUACAACAUCCAUGACAACUAUCUGAACACUUUCCGCACUUCAGAAGCCUUGCUGGAUAUUCUGUCCACUGGAGAAGCCAACGUCCCCAACUACAGCUGUGGAAGGAAGGAGAACCUUCUGGCUCUUUUUGAUGGAGCUAGAAGGGGCAUCUCCAUCCAGAUGUCAACAUUAGCAGAUAUCUACAAAGUCUCACAGAUCAACCUUGAAACUGCUUCAGAGGCUCUGAGUGAUAAAAGGAAAUUCCCCUUUUUCCACCAAAUGCUUCCCAAAGAAGGGAUCCAGUACCCAGCCAUUGUCCAGCUGCUCCUCCAUUUCAGAUGGACCCUGAUUGGCCUCUUUGCUUCAGACACAGAGAAGGGAGAGAAUUUCAUGAGGACUUUCACUCCUAUGCUUGUCAGGAGUGGAAUUUGUGUGGUUAUAUCACAACGAUUCUCAAAGACUGGAUAUACAGCAACACUCAGGGAGCCCCUCUCUAAGUGGAGACAAGUCAACGUCUUUGUUCACUUCAUAGAAUUUGAUUCCAUUUGGGACCGAAUUCUUCCUUUCCAUUUAACAUUUAUGCGUUCGCCAGGACCCAUUGAGGGAAAAGUCUGGAUCCUCACAAAUUUUGUAUUGUAUCUAGUAGACCAGCACAGACUUUUCAAAUACAUCCAUAGUAUUUUGAACUUUGAGUUUUUGGAAAAAGAAAGGCCGCUGGAUGAUGCCUUUGAACCCCAUUUCUUUGUGGAACUUCCGUUUCAAGAUCAUGAACUCAUGAGUCUGACUGUCUUUCAUCCCUUGUUUGAGUUCACUAAGUGGUUCCCCAUCAUCCCCCAUCAUAAAAAGCCCUUCCCUGGAGAAGCCGAGAUACUGAAAAUGUAA